AUGGCCCAGGGUAGCACCGAAGCGAUGGAACAACCCAAAAAUGAUGGUUCAUACGCCGUGUACCAGUACAACCUUCGCGAAGUUGCGGCUCCUAUCCUCAGAGGUAUUCCAUUGCUCCUGUUCUCUAGACUCAUCAGAAGCUCGCUUGGAAGUUUCAUCUUGCGAAUGUUAAAGAAGGAUAACGAUAUUCCUUGUGUCAUCCGACUAACGGAAGGUGAUUUGAAGGAAUGGAUGCCCCUGUAUUAUCCAUUGCCUGAAGUACAUGAUGAAGCUCGAUACAACAAACAGCUUGAACUUUCCAAGCGAUUUCAGUUGGAUGAAUUUGCUGCCUCUCACACGAAUGCAAUGAGUAAGGAAGGUGAUUUCAGGUACAACACAGCACAAGACUAUGUUGAAAAAUACAAAAGUGGAGAGCUGACACCAUAUCAAGUAGCCUUGGCAGUAAUUAAAGGAACCAAAGAUUCCAACUCCGCCAAUCCGAUGGCUCUCAAUGCCAUCGUACAAAUGAAAGAGGGCGAGAUAUUGCAGCAGGCGAAGGAGAGCUCUGGACGAUACAAGAAUAACAAAACACUGGGACCUCUAGACGGCGUGCCUGUGACGAUAAAGGAAGAAUGUGAUGUGAAAGGCUACCCAACUACAUAUGGUACAACCUUUUUGGCGGCACUAAACGGAGAGGCCAAAGACGACAGCCCACUUGUCGCCAGGCUUCGUAAGGCUGGAGCAUUAAUUGCAGGAAAAGCCAAUAUGCACGAGUGUGGCAUCGGAACCACAGGAUACAAUUGGCUUUUCGGACCUUCACGAAAUCCGCACGACCUGAAUCAUUUCACUGGCGGAUCGUCCAGUGGAUCGGCGGCUGCCGUUGCUGCAGGAUUAGUACCAUUGGCGUUGGGUUUUGAGUGCGGUGGCUCGAUUCGGAUACCUUCGGCUCUCUGUGGAGUUGUGGGAUUGAAGCCUACUUUCAAACGAUGUGAUAUGGACAUGCCAGUGUCUCCAUCUCUCGACCAUGGGGGUCCUAUUGCGUGCUCUGUGAAGGACGCUGCUGUUGGCUAUGCCAUCAUGGCAGGACCAAACGAAAACGCCAAUGAGUGCAGUAAUCACAUCGGGAUUUCGAUCCCACCCGUUCACCUUGGAUCCUUUUCGGAUAGCUUGAACGGGCUCAAGAUCGGAAUCUUUGAGGAGUAUUUCAAUGAUGCCAAUCCCGAAAUCGUCGAAGUCUGCUCCAAUGCCGUCAAGCACUUGGAGACCGAAGGAGCAGAAGUCAUUAAGAUCUCACUCCCACACAUGGAAGAAGUCAAGAACGCACAUUCAGUGACAGUAUUGACCGAGUUGGCCGCAUUCUGUUCCAAGUACUGUCAUGAGCACAUGAACAAAUUCACUCCCGAGUCUCGAAUUGGCAUUACUCUGGGACAGUCCUUCAGCAGCUGUGAAUUCCUGGCUGCUCAAAAGGUUCGGCGGUAUGCCAUGCAUACCCUGGAAGAAGCAUUCUCUCAAGUGGACGUUAUCCUUUCACCGGCGACCGGAUGCACCGCGCCCGAAGUGCCCAAGAGUGUAGAAAAGUAUGGACAAUCCAACUUGUCGCAGACCGCUAAUCUGAUGAGAUAUGUCUACCACGGGAACUUGUGUGGUAUUCCCGGUGUGGCGGUACCGGUCGGCUACAGUGAGAAGAACAAAGCUUCGGGCAUCAAGGAGCUGCCCAUUUCGCUGUUGAUUCAGGCUCGGCAUUGGGAAGAGGACACAAUCUUGAAGGUAGCCCGCUGUUGCGAAUCCAAUGUUUCUCACAAGAAGCCAAAGGUGUACUAUGAUAUUUUGGAAAUGGCCAAGGCAGAACCACGGGAGUAA
Cylindrotheca closterium is the source of this 1839-nucleotide messenger RNA. The record is from the annotation of a GenBank genome assembly. Lineage: Eukaryota; Bacillariophyta; Bacillariophyceae; Bacillariales; Bacillariaceae.